AUGAUCAGCAUUUAUGACUCCAAGAAGGAGCAACUCUGCAUUGGGCCUUACUACUGGAUGCCUUUCCCUCACGUGGAUUUCUGGUUGGAGCAGAGCAACCGACCAUCUUACAGCCUCUGGUCAGAACGCAUUGCAAUUGGGGUUUAUUCAACCAUUGGUUUAUGGGACUGGUGGCAGAAGAAUCUCUCCACAUCACCCCUGGCUGAGCCCCACCAUUUUGUGUCACACAUCAGAGCUACUUCUUAUCUAAGAGAACAUCCGUUCCCCGAGAAGACCCUCUUCCCGACUCAAAAACCUCGCCUCUACAAAAAAAACGCCGAGGGCUUGUGGGAAAGAGUCUCUGGCCAGAUCUAAUCCGAA
This is a messenger RNA of Thamnophis elegans (Western terrestrial garter snake), 360 nucleotides long. Its product is annotated as protein N-terminal asparagine amidohydrolase-like. Gene Ontology annotation, molecular function: protein-N-terminal asparagine amidohydrolase activity. NCBI's taxonomy places the organism in Eukaryota, Metazoa, Chordata, Lepidosauria, Squamata, Natricidae. Gene Ontology annotation, biological process: ubiquitin-dependent protein catabolic process. Gene Ontology annotation, cellular component: nucleus. The record is from RefSeq and is a predicted model, not a curated record.